Molecule: messenger RNA, 4934 nt
Organism: Oreochromis aureus
Lineage: Eukaryota; Metazoa; Chordata; Actinopteri; Cichliformes; Cichlidae
Gene: kif19
Product: kinesin family member 19
Exons: 20
Coding region: 495-3545 (1016 amino acids)
Biological process (GO): microtubule-based movement
Molecular function (GO): microtubule motor activity; ATP binding; microtubule binding
Source: RefSeq, a predicted model, not a curated record
UGUAUACACAGGGCAAGGAGCGGAGAGGAGCGAGGACAGAAACAGAGAAGUGCGAGUAGUAGGUGAGCUGUUGCUGGUGCUGCUGUUACCUGCCGCUACCUUUAGCUUUUCGUCUGGCUAAAUUAUUCCCGUGUUUCCCGACCCGCUGCGUGGAAGAUACCCAUCGACGCGCACUCGAGGACACAAAGAGGAAGCGAGUGAGAGAGUAGAGUCGGUCGGUAGUUGUAGGAAAGCUAAUGUCGUUGAGUAAAAACGACACGAACAGAUUGUUAGCUCGCCAGUCGCGCUUGUUACUACUGAGAAGCUACAACCAGUGAGCAUUAAAGGCAGAACCCGGGUGUAUUAGUAGUUGUUAGGUGUGUGCGGUGGGCUGCAGGUGCUUUUUUUUUUUUUUUAAAGAGUAGGUGGCAUGCAGGUAACGACGGGGAGCGGGAUGGUUCAGUGCCCCGUUUUCUGUUGAUGCUCGCUAUCCUUCAGGCUGACCGAAAGUGAACAUGAAGGACACCGGAGAGUCAAAGGACCACCAGCUAACUGUUGCCUUGAGAAUCCGACCCCUCAGCGAUGCUGAGCAGGAGGAGGGGGCUACAAUCGUGGCCCACAGAGUAGACGACCAGAUGGUGGUUCUGAUGGACCCCAUGGAGGACCCAGACGACAUCUUGCGUGCCAAUCGCUCAAGGGAGAAGACUUACAUGUUUGAUGUAGCAUUUGACUUCUCCGCUAGUCAGGAGGAAGUGUACCGGGCAACAACAAAAGGCUUAAUUGAGGGACUUAUAUCAGGCUACAAUGCCACUGUGUUUGCCUAUGGACCCACAGGUUGUGGAAAGACGUACACCAUGUUAGGGACUGACAAGGAGCCAGGCAUCUAUGUUCGAACUCUGAACGACCUGUUCCGUGCCAUUGAGGAGACCAGUGAUGACAUGCUGUACAGUGUGUCUAUGUCCUAUCUGGAAAUCUACAAUGAGAUGAUCCGUGACCUGCUGAAUCCAUCCUCAGGAUUCUUAGACCUAAGAGAAGAUUCCAAGGGAGUUAUUCAGGUUGCUGGAAUCACAGAGGUAUCCACCAUCAAUGCUCAAGAGAUCAUGGAGCUCCUCAUGAAGGGUAACAAACAGCGCACCCAGGAGCCAACAGCCGCCAAUCAGACGUCAUCUCGCUCCCACGCUGUGCUGCAAGUAGCUGUCAAACAGCAGAGCCGCUGUCGUGACGUUCUGCAGGAGGUCCGCUUUGCACGCCUCUUCAUGAUUGACCUCGCCGGCUCCGAACGAGCAGCACAGACUCAAAAUAGAGGUCAGCGUUUGAAAGAAGGGGCCCACAUCAACCGUUCCCUCCUGGCUUUGGGCAACUGCAUUAACGCCCUGAGUGACAAAAAUGGUAACAAGUAUGUCAACUAUCGAGACAGCAAGUUGACUCGUCUCCUGAAGGACUCCUUGGGCGGAAACAGCAGAACGGUCAUGAUAGCCCAUAUUAGCCCUGCCUCUGUAGCUUUUGAGGAGUCUCGUAACACGCUGACAUAUGCAGACCGUGCCAAAAGUAUUCGAACACGGGUGAAGAAGAACAUGAUAAAUGUGUCAUACCACAUUGCUCAGUACACCAAUAUCAUCUCAGACUUGCGCUGCGAGAUCGAGCGGCUGAAAAAGAAGAUCGCCGAACAGGCGAGUCGGCAGCUCAAUUCUGACCGAGCUGACAUCCGCAAUGUUCAGGAGGUCCAGGCCCACUCCAGCCUGCAGAGUCGAGAGGAGAUGGAUCUGUUGAGGGAGCAGCUUCUGGAUGCUUUCCGCCAGCAGAUGGAGAUCAGGAAGAGCCUGAUGGAGCUGGAAAACAACAACAUGGAGAUCCAGAUUGCCACCUCUAACAAUCUUUUAACCAUUACAGACUGGGAGCAGGAGCGCAGCAGGCGCAGGAGAAAGUGGCGUGCGGAGAGGAGGAAGGAAAGUGUCAAUAAGGAUGAAAGCGAGAAGGACUCUGAUUCAUCAGAGUCUCCUCCAGACACCACGGAGACUCAGGAGGUGGCAAUAGCUCGAGAAAAUCUGGUUGCACUCAUGGCUGAACAGAAAAAGAUUCACAAGGAGAAGGCAUUGCUUGAGCGUAGGUUUCUGGAGCUUCGGGAUCAGGCUCGGCGUUUGGAGGAGCUGCUGCCGCGGCGGGUUAGCUCAGAGGAGCAACGCGAGGUCCUAGGACUUCUCUGUAAGGUCCACGAGCUGGAGAUUGAGAACGCAGAGAUGCAGUCCCACGCUCUGCUCAAAGACAACGUGAUCCGACAGAAAAACUUUGUGGUGCAGCGAUUUGAACAGCACAGACACCUGUGUGACGAAAUUAUUCAGCAGCAGAGACAGUUCAUUGAUGACCACAGUCUGCCCGUACCUCCACACCUCCAGGAGCUGUAUGAUAUGUACAUGAGGGAACUAGAUGAUAGGAAACUGGAGAAAGCAGUUGCCCUAGAAAAGGUGACCAUCAGGCAGACCAUCAAGGAGGUCUCGCUACCUAAGAUCGCCUUGCCUUCUCACGGUCGUGACAACAUGCAGGACAUAGAUUCAGACCAGGAGAGCAUACGUAACAUGUGCUCGGAAAACAGGCGAGGUCAAGCCAAAAUACGCAGACAUACCCUGCCUCCCAUUCUGCCUGAACCUGAUCUGGACAAUAACAGAGUUUUCAAGAGCAGCCCUCAUGCCAGGCAAAUGAAAAAUUCAGCAGUAAUGACCCCACCUCCCAUCCACAUUAAUGGGAAGGGCAACAGAGAGCUGCAGCCUCUGGCUCCUGAGAGCUUUCUGAGUUACAGCCAUCUCAGCCACAGUGUCAGCAGCCACCUGGACUCAUCACCUGAGAGCAGCGAGGCAGGGGCCGAUAUCCCCCUCUCAUUAAAUGAACGGCAGCAGAUUUUAAAGGGGGUCCAAAACAUUGCAGUAAAAGCAGCACGUCGGCGCUCCAAAGCGCUCGAGGUGGAUGUCUUGCGGUUACCUCCGGCACCAUCUCCCCUGGACCCCAAGAAGCAGAAGAGCAGCCUUUCUUUAAGCGAGGCUCCCCCUAGAGGUUUGCCAAUGAGGCGCGUCAGGCAGCCCAGCCCCGAGAUGAGACACGCCACUUCAGAUGAUAACCUGUCCAGCAGCACCGGGGAGGGACCUGGCCUCCAUGUGACCUGGAUGCGCCCACGUAACCGGCAGGUGCUCAACAAAAACCAAACGCCUCGCGAGGCAGACUUUGAAGGUCGUCGCAAAAAGAGACGCUCACGCUCUUUCGAGGUCACAGGUCAAGCGGUGCCUCAAACCAAGACAAGCACAGCUCAGAGGUUUCGCCCUCUGGACAGCACAUCAGACCCUCAUCUCCACAUUAACGGUCAACCCCAGGCCCCUAUGCUACGCCCUCAGUACCGAGGGGUCCCUCCUCUCGCCAAAGUCAGGCCUCCCCACAGCAGCCAGCAAACAGGUUCAAAUGCUGAGUCCUCUACAACCAAUAUGAAUAACUUGAAGCGAGCACCCCAACUUAGGCAGCCCCAGCCCCUCCUUUACAUUACAAACACAGGCGCAGGCGCCCAGCGUAUACGCAGACACUGAGCUUACACUGGCCGCGACUCCCAACACCAGCACUAACACCAAACCCAGCUGAGCCUGGAGGCGGAACCAUCUUGUUAUCAGAGAUCUGAGAGCAUGCAGCCUCAAUAAAAAAAAGAAUUAAUCCUUCAGUGACUGUCACUACGCAAAAUUUGUAACAACAUUGAGCUGGAUAACUUCACACAGGUCUCACUGUGAUGGUGCUGAGGGUCAAGUGUUUCCUCUUUAGCUCGCUGUUGUGCUGAAUCACUUGUGGUAUCGUCAUGUCAGGAACAUAUCAAGCUCCCUUUGUUAUCAGUGUAAUGGCUCUGUAACGUUCAGUGCUUAUUAUGAACAGUGAAUGGUUGGUGUUAACGGGCCUCACAGCAGUGAUAUACAUAAGAAUCCAAGGGAAAGUAUGGAUAUGGGACAAAAGAUUAGAAGGAUAUUACACAAAGGAUAUUACACAAAUGCCGAUGUUUAAAAAAAAAAGAGCAAUGGCCUGCAGUAAAAAGGUUUCAACAUCAAUGUUUUUCGUAGUGAGUUUGUUUCAACAUGACACACUGAAAUUUAAGAAAAAAGAAAACUUAAUCAUCAUGAUCAUUGUGCUCUUGAAACUUGAAGUUUCAAGAGCAGUUUCUCUGCCUUUUCCUACCCACAAUACACUCUUUAAGUGUCAUGUUUGUGUAGAUACACAGGAUAGUACCACACAAUGUUUUUUGCAAAUUACCUGGCUGUUUCAAUUAAUUAUUUAACUGUUGCCUUUUCCAUUAUUUUUUUUUUCAUUCAUAUUGUUUUCAUAAUUGCAACUUUCUAUUCUUUAUUUUGUACAUUUUUUUUAAUUUGUACCAAAAUAAAUUUAACUGAAGUAUCCAAAAAACAAAGCAUGUGUUUUUGUUGUGCGUUUGCUUUUUGGCCUGCAAAGUCUGUAACACUCGUCUUGUGAUAUCUUGUGUAAUGUUCACAUGUGUCCACUAGGGGGGGCGCGAAGGCCAAGGUUAGACAAUUUAAAUUGCAGUAAGGUAUUUUUUCUUGUGUAAUCACGUUUUAUUUUUAUACUCCAGUGUUAAUCCAGUCUUUGCAUGCAUCCCCUGGAAAAUGCGGGUGACUUUAAUUGAUUUUGUAUUUAUAAUUCCGUUUUUUAAAAAGAUUAUAAUACUACAUUGUUAAUAUUAUGUAUACUUCAUUUUGUUAAUUGUUUUUUCUCAGAUGCUUAUGUGUAUCUUAUAAUUUCGCCAUACCCUAAAACUGUAGCCAUUACACAGUUUACAUAACAACUGGAGAAUAUGCUUUUCACUGAGUCAUGACCAACCAACACUAUGCUAAAGGAUGUGUCUCUGUAUUUGGACAUUAUUUAUCCAUCAUACAUUCAUGUAUGGUUCAACCUGUAAUACAACUAGGGAAAAAUCCACU